Molecule: messenger RNA, 885 nt
Organism: Electrophorus electricus (electric eel)
Lineage: Eukaryota; Metazoa; Chordata; Actinopteri; Gymnotiformes; Gymnotidae
Source: RefSeq, a predicted model, not a curated record
GUGAGCGCUUACAGGUGGGUUAACAGGACAGAUUAAUGAUGUGGUCUCCCGUGCUGUUUUUGUUCCUUGUCUUAACGGACAUCGUGGACGCACAUAAAUCUAAAGGCUGUUUCCCUGAAGCUGAGCUGCCGGCGCGUGCAGUGAAGCUGCUGCACCGCUCGCACCGGAAUGCUGAGUCUAGGCGCGCGGGCUCCGCUGCGAUGUCUUGCGCUGAUUUUCAGCGGCAGGUGUUUUCACCUGAACUCAAGCAUCGCUCGCUGUCACCGUGGAUAAUCAGAGACCAUCACGAUUCUAGUUUGAUUCCUUCGUCGUACCAAGUUGCCCAGUGCCUUUGCGAAGGAUGCAUCAUUAACGGGACUGAGAACACCGACUACAAUUCCGUGCCUGUGUUUCAGAACAUGAUGUUUUUGAAGAAGGUCAAAUGUCCAACGGACUCAGAUAAAUACUCUUUACAAAUUCAUUAUGAAGAGAUUCCAUAUGCGUGUACCUGCGCUGUGCCUAAGCAAUAACCUCUUGUAGAGGCUACAUUUUACUAAGACAAAAAUGUAGAGACGUGUCUCAUAUAUGGUUGUGUUUGUUUUAAAAUGCACAUGUUCUUAGUUAUUUUUCUAAAUAACAUUAUUUACUAUGCUUAUGUUUCAUAAGCUGAGGAAACUGCAAGUUCCUUAUGAAUUUACUAGGCAAUCAAAAUGCCCUGCAAGAUACAAAAUUGCCGUGCAUACACUACUUUUUAUUUAUGUAAUAAUUUAUUAAUUAUUUAUUUAAAUUAUUUGUUUGACUUAAGGUAUAGAGGUUUAUUUAUUUUAAUCUAUUAAUAUGUAUAUAUUAUGUAAUAAUGUUAUUGAUGGCAUUAUCAGAAAAAAAGGUCUAUAAGUGAAAACACUG